Molecule: messenger RNA, 946 nt
Organism: Syngnathus typhle (broad-nosed pipefish)
Lineage: Eukaryota; Metazoa; Chordata; Actinopteri; Syngnathiformes; Syngnathidae
Gene: alkbh7
Product: alkB homolog 7
Exons: 4
Coding region: 83-769 (228 amino acids)
Biological process (GO): fatty acid metabolic process; DNA damage response
Cellular component (GO): mitochondrial matrix
Source: RefSeq, a predicted model, not a curated record
CCCAGAAUGCAUCACGUUUUACAUAUGGCCCCCUCCGCUGACAGCAACAUAACAGUGCAGAACUUGGAUUUUCAACUCGAAUAUGAAACUAUUACUUACCGCGGUGGCAGCGAAAAACGUCCACAAAGCAGCUUUUUACAAAAGUUCCGCUUGUUAUCUGAACUCUUUGGCAAACCUGAAAGCGGAACCGCUACUGCUGGUCGGCUCAAGCCGGGCUCUGGUGCACAGACUCGGAACACAGGUGGAGGUGAGGUCGGCCUUUAUCACCGAGGAAGAGGAGGCUGAACUUCUGCGGGAGCUGGAACCUGGUUUAAAGAAGAAACGUUACGAAUUUGAUCACUGGGAUGAUGCUAUUCAUGGCUACCGAGAAACGGAACGUGUGACGUGGGGAGGAGCAUGCCAGACCAUCUUAGCCCGUGUCCGGUCUGUAGCGUUUGCGUCUGGAAGCUCACUUCUUGGGCCGGUCCACGUCCUGGAUCUGGACAAAACCGGUUAUAUCAAACCUCACGUUGACAGUGUGAAGUUCUGUGGCAGCACCAUCGCCGGAUUAAGUCUUCUCUCAGAUUGUGUCAUGCGCCUCGUCAAAGCAGAUUCCCCCAGCGAGUGGCUUGACCUGCUCCUGCCCAGGCGCUCCCUCUACAUUCUGAGGGAGCAGGCCAGAUACGACUUCACCCAUGAGAUCUUAAAAGAUGAGCAGUCUUUGUUUAAUGGACAGAGAGUGCCUCGGCAGCGACGCAUUUCGGUUAUUUGUCGGAACCUUCCGGCUUAAAAUGCACUUGAGGCGAAUUCUACCUGAGAUCCAAAGACAAUGAAAAUGGUUUUCACUGCUCGAUGUCGUCCAGUGAAGUGUGAAAAGACUUGGUUCGCAUUUGACAAGUGUAUAGUGUGAGUCCAUAUUUUCAUGGGUUCCUUCAUAAAUAAAUAUUUCAUGAAAUAUUACCCAUUA